UUUACCUAGCAACACUAUCAUGGACUCUGUAAAUACAUCAGCUAUACUCGAGAACAAUCACCACAUUCCUACUAUGGUCAAUAGUCACGAUUCUUCCAGUCAGGGGGAAACUGUGGGUAUUGUAGGUGCCGGUUUGGUGGGGUGUCUUGCCGCACUCGCAUUUGCCAAGAAAGGCUAUCUGGUGACCUUAUUUGAAUUACGGUCGGACCCAAGAACCGUCAAGGAUAGAUCGCAAAAGAACUUGAGAUCGAUUAAUUUGGCUAUUAGUAAUCGUGGGAUCCGUGCCAUGAAGUACGUUGACGAGGAAAUUACCGACCGAGUAUUGGAAUAUAUUGUUCCUAUGAAGGGAAGAAUGAUUCAUGAUCUUACCGGAACCAAGCAAGAAUCUCAAUUAUAUGGAUUGUACGGAGAAUGUAUAAACUCUAUCGACCGAGGAUUCUUAAAUGAAUGUCUUUUGAACGAGCUUGACAUGCAGGAAAAUGUCCGAGUAUUGUUUGACCACAAGUUGAUUAGAUUGAACGACAUAACCACUGAAGUUAAACCCAGUAUGGUUUUCCUUGAUUCCAAGCAACAUAACGAAUUUAAAACGUUCAAGUUUGAUUACAUUGUUGGUGCAGAUGGGGCCCAUUCUCAAUUCAGAUACCAAAUGCUGAGAUUUAGCAGAUUGAACUACUCGCAAAAUUAUGUCGACAUGCAAUACUUGGAACUUUAUAUUCCUCCUAAUGAAGACCCUGAAGCCGUGAGCAGAUUCCAUAUCAACCCCAACCACUUACACAUCUGGCCCAGACACAAUUAUAUGUUGAUUGCCUUGGCCAACAAGGAUGGGUCAUUUACUUCGACAUUUUUCAGUCCAUGGUCAGUUAUUGAAUCUUUGAAGACCAGUGAAGAAUUUUUGACCUUCUUCCAGGAAAACUUCCCUGAUGCCUAUGACUUGAUUGGGGAAGAGGCUUUGGCCACUGCUUAUGAAAAGAAUCCUCGUGGUUCCUUGAUGCAAGUCAGUGCCUACCCAUAUCACAGUCCCAAUGGCAGAGCCAUUCUCAUUGGAGAUGCUGCCCAUUCCAUGGUUCCCUUCUAUGGCCAAGGUAUGAAUUGUGGGUUUGAAGAUGUGAGAGUAUUGAUGGAGUUGAUUGAAGAAACAGAAGACAUACAAGCGGCAUUUAUCAAGUAUUCUGAUGUCAGAAAGAAGGAUCUCGAUGCAAUUUGUAAGUUAGCCCUUGAGAAUUUCUAUGAGAUGUCAACAAAGGUUACUAGUAUUGGCUAUUUGAUUAAGAAGAACUUGGACUAUACCUUGGCCAAGUACUGCAAUGGCAAAUACUUCCAAUGGUUGCCAUUAUAUACGAUGAUUUCGUUCCGUGAUGACAUUCCUUAUCAUGAAGCGGUGGAGAUUGAAGCAAGACAACAAAAGACGUUAACUGGUAUCAACUAUGCAGUUGCUGGUGCAGCUAUAGUUGGAGUUGUAACUAAGUUGCUCCAAUUAUACCUGAAAUUAAAUAAGAAAUGAUUUGAAUAUAUAUUUAUGUACAUAGACUGGUUGUAGCCGUACGUUUUACUGACCGAUAUAGUUAAAGAUUGGAUCUCCACCUGGUAGCUCUCGUGUGGUAAAUGCCGGGACCGAAAUACGCACCUGAGCGGAUUUGCCAUU
Molecule: messenger RNA, 1642 nt
Organism: Spathaspora passalidarum NRRL Y-27907
Lineage: Eukaryota; Fungi; Ascomycota; Pichiomycetes; Serinales; Debaryomycetaceae
Gene: BNA4
Product: kynurenine 3-monooxygenase
Exons: 1
Coding region: 20-1501 (493 amino acids)
Biological process (GO): NAD+ metabolic process; quinolinate biosynthetic process; L-tryptophan catabolic process
Cellular component (GO): mitochondrial outer membrane
Molecular function (GO): kynurenine 3-monooxygenase activity; FAD binding; NAD(P)H oxidase H2O2-forming activity
Source: RefSeq, a predicted model, not a curated record